CGCGAUCUCCAUUCAGUGAGCUAGUAUAUAAGGACGAUAAAAAGUUGGUUGUUAACAUCAGUUUCUAAACCAGCGAAUCUGUUGGAAAUCUUUCUAUUUAAGACGUCAGGAGCUGUAAAGAAACACUCAAAUAAUGGCCAACUAUUUGUUGUUGACUGUUGUGUUGGUUGGAUUGGUUGCUGCCUCAUUGGGUUCUCCCGUUGCUUCCGAUCACGUUACCAAUAAUCAAGAUCAGCUUCCUGUUGACAUGGACGGCAGUGAAUUCUUUCAUUCGCCAUACCAUCGCACCGGCUUUGGUUACGGCUAUCCGUUGAACAUUCCUUUCCGUACUGGUUAUGCUGAUGUACCCGGCGUACUUCCCGGCUUCCUGAACGGCGUCAUUCCUCAUCAACAUCCAUUCUUUUACCGCAAGUGAGUCAACCGUUGACUGGAGAGCUAAAAAAAGCAAGUACGAGCAUCGUGAAAACCUGAAUUCAUCAUCCACACCCUUUUUUUUAUUGCAAUAUGAACUUCCUCUUCCCACCCACUUGUUUCGAAACGGCAUGCCCUCACCAUUCUUCACUUCCGCCCCUUUGUAAUCCUUGUAUACGCUUCGUUAAUAAUCAACUACGAUAUCGAAUACAAUUUUUGGCAUUAA
Messenger RNA from Daphnia magna, 637 nucleotides. RefSeq lists its product as uncharacterized. The record is from RefSeq and is a predicted model, not a curated record. The transcript is spliced from 2 exons. The coding region runs from base 134 to 415 and encodes 93 amino acids. NCBI's taxonomy places the organism in Eukaryota, Metazoa, Arthropoda, Branchiopoda, Diplostraca, Daphniidae.